GCUCCCUCCCCACACAGCCGCCCACCGCCUCCUCCCAGUCUGUCCUCCUUCCCGUCCACCUCUCAGCUUGCCUCCCGGCUCCCGGCUCCCUUGCUCCCUUGCGAUCGUGACCUCCGCCUCAAUGCAGCUCCCGUCCCAUGACCUCGCCCUGUCGCUGGCAACCCAGCGCUCAAUCCGCGUUCGCAACGUCCAGUGGACUACCGCCCGACAUGCAGAUAGCAGCAUCGACCCGACGCAGUCGAGUUUUGUACUGGCAAACAUCCUCCAAGCCCGCAAGAAGUCCUCGCAGCAGCACGCCGGUCAGGCGGAGUGGGAUAUCUCGGACAAAGCGAUCGGAGACCGGAUGGAGCGGGGUGGUGGAUGAUUUGCAGGCAUCUGAGUUCUAGUGUACUUUAGCAGGAGUGUACUUUGUAUCUAGACGGGCGUCUAGAAGUGUGUAUCAAUAGACUGAUUGCGUGUGUAUCCAAAGCAAGACAGCAGACCCACAUCAAGGAGACACGCUUGCCUCAUAUCUUCCUUAGGACAGAGGAUGAGAUUUCGCGCGCGUGAAACUCGGCACAUGGCAUCUUUUGUCAGCAUGCUCACGACGUGAAAGCAGCGAGGCAUGCGGCGGGCAUGGAGGAGUGCCUUUUGUGUGUAGCAAGUACAUGUGAUGAGUUCAAAUGAGGCAAAGUUGAAGUACAAGUCAUCGUGGAUUCGUUGGUUGCAAUGGAACAACUGCAAGGGAAAGGGCUGAUUUGAUUUAUUUGAGAUGAUAAAAGACAAAAAUUGUCA
This is a messenger RNA of Guillardia theta CCMP2712, 774 nucleotides long. RefSeq lists its product as hypothetical. The record is from RefSeq and is a predicted model, not a curated record. NCBI's taxonomy places the organism in Eukaryota, Cryptophyceae, Pyrenomonadales, Geminigeraceae. The transcript has a single exon. The coding region runs from base 122 to 364 and encodes 80 amino acids.